Asparagus officinalis (garden asparagus) is the source of this 3673-nucleotide messenger RNA. Its product is annotated as protein CROWDED NUCLEI 4-like. Gene Ontology annotation, cellular component: nucleus. The record is from RefSeq and is a predicted model, not a curated record. Gene Ontology annotation, biological process: nucleus organization. Lineage: Eukaryota; Viridiplantae; Streptophyta; Magnoliopsida; Asparagales; Asparagaceae.
GUAAACCUCGGGGGAAGAAUCUCACUUUCUUUUUCAAAUAUCUUUAUUCUACAAUAAAAUAGAAAUAGAAAUUAGAGCGAAAAAAAGGAGGUGUCUUUUUGAGCACACUGCUUUCUCUCUCGAGUGCGAGUCCGAUCUAGGGUUUUGAAUGGCGAACCCAAGAUUUAGGGCGUCUCCGGCGACUCCCGCUGCCGGUCGGUCGCCGGGUUCUAGGGUUUUGGAGACGUCGGCUCCGGCGAACGGAGGGAGUUUCUCGAAGGAGGAAGCAAUCUGGAGGAGGUUGAGGGAGGCUGGAUUCGAUGAGGAGACGGUCAAUAGAAGGGACAAGAUCGCUCUCGUCAAGUACAUCACCAAGCUUGAAUCUGAGUUGUAUGACUACCAGCACAGCAUGGGGCUUCUAAUUUUAGAAAAAAAGGAAUUGAUGUCAAAAUAUGAGCAAGUUAAAGUAUCUGCAGACUUAGCUGAAGAUGUAUAUAAGCGCAAUCAAGCUGGACAUGCUUCGGCCUUGGCUGAAGCGCGAAAAGAAGAAGAGAGUCUCGAGAGGGCAUUGGGUAUUGAGAGAGGGUGUCACAAAAAUAUUGAGAAGGCCUUACAUGAAAUGCGUGCUGAAUCUGCGGAAACAAAGCUUGCAUAUGAAACCAAGCUGGUUGAAGCUCGUGAAAUGAUGGAAACUGCUCAGAAGAAGCUUGAAGAGGCUGAGAGCAAGCUGCAUUCAGCAGAAUCUUUACAUGCUGAGGCAAGUCGUUCUCAUAAUACUGCAUUAAGAAAUUUGCAGGAUGUUGAGGCUCGUGAAGAUGAUCUUAGGAGGCGUCUCAUGUCCUUUCAGUCCGAAUGCGAUGCUAAAGAAAAGGAACUCAGCCUUCAAAGGCAGUCUUUAUAUGAUAGCCAGAGAAUUUUGAAUCAGGAGCAGGAGAAGUUAUUGGAGGGACAAGCUUUAUUGAAUCAGAGAGAGGAUUACAUCUAUAGAAGAUCAAAGGAGUUGAGUCGCUUUGAGAAAGAACUGAAUGAAACAAAAGGAAAAUAUGAAGAAGAUUGUCGAACUCUUAAAGAGAAAAAUUUCAAUUUAGAUCUUGAUAUGGCUGCUCUUGCUACUAGAGAGGAGGCUGUCAUUGAAAGAGAAUCUCAGCUUGACAGAAGAGAACGGGAAUUACUUGUUUUACAAGAAAAAAUUUCAGGCAAAGAAUAUAAUGAGAUCCAAAGACUUGCUGCUGAACAUGAAGAUACUUUGCAAAGGAAAAAACGUGAAUUUGAAGCUGAACUAGAGGAGAAGCGUAAACUGUUUGAAGAUGAAAUGGGGGUGAGAAGUACAGCUUAUGAGGAGAGGAUGUCUGAGCUUAUCAAGAGAGAAAACCUCAUUAAAGAAAAGGAGGACAGUAUUGAGGCCCAACUAAAGGCAUUCUCCAAGAAUCAGGAAGAUUUAGCAAACAGGCUGAAAUUAUUAGAGGAGGAAGAGCAAAAUCUACAUGCCAUGGAAAAAGCAGCAGAAAUGGGAAUGUUGAACCUGCAGAAGGAAAGAGAAGAAAUUAAGAAAAUGGAAGUAGAUCUUGAGAAAAUUAAGGGUUCUCUUGAGGAGCAGAAGGAUCAAAUUUUACGUGAACAGGAGAAACUGGAGCUAAGUAUUCAUGAGAGAAAUGAAUUGCUUGUCCUGGAAACCAAACUCAAGGAGGAGAUUGAUAGCUUUAGAUCUAAAAAGAUGGAACUUGAUGUUGAAGCGGAUAAACUGAAAGCAGAAAAGGAGAAAUUUGAAAUCGAGUGGGAGAUGAUUGAUGAGAAAAGAGAGGAACUACGGAAAGAAACUGAGCGUGUUGCUGAAGAGAGUAAAGGAAUAUGUGUUUAUCUUAAAAAUGAGCAUGAUAGCAUAAAAUUGGAGAAAGACAAUUUACGCAAUCAGUUUAAGAUGGAGGCAGAGUCUUUGUCUCGUGAACGAGAGGAGUUCAUGAGUAGGAUGGAGCGCGAGCAUUCUGAUUGGGUCAUCAAGAUUCAGCGAGAAAGAGAAGAUUUUGUGAAAGACAUAAAUAUCCAAAGGAAGGAGCUAGAAAACUGUAUUGAGAAGAGGAGAGAGGAAGUGGAAACUUAUUUAAGAGAAAAAGAAGAAGCCUUUGAACAAGAAAGGUCCAAGGAACUCCAGCAUAUAAGUUCUCAGAAAGAAAUGAUUGCUAAGCGGUUACAACAUGUUGCAUCUGAAUUGAAGAGACUUGAUAAUGAGAGAAUGGAGAUUGCUCUGGAUCGUGAGCAAAGGGAGAGAGAGUGGUCUGACAUAAAGACUUCAGUUGAAGUGCUUAACAUCCAACGGGAGAAGCUACAGAAGCAAAGGGAGUUAUUGCAUGUUGAUCGUGAAGAGAUUUAUCAAAAGAUUCAACAUCUUAAUAAAUUGGAGCAUUUGGAUAUUGAGUCCGAAAACAGGGCUCUGUUCGAUCUCCAUUCUCAGCAACAGCAUUUGAGCAAAUCAAGGUUCCCGAUUAAAAGAUGUACAAGUACCAGUGCAGGUGAUCUGAGUAUUGACAUGGAACAAGAACAGAAGUUUUCUGCACAUGGUGGUUCUGGAUCAAAGUUGCUUCCAGACAAAUCCUCUGAUGAGUCUUCGCCUCGUUUAUUGGCUACCAUGUCAAUGGUAAAGAAAUAUGCAAGGGCAAUCUUUGGACGUUCUCCUGAGAAAUUAGUGGGUGCUAAUUCUGAAAGAAAUGUGAAAGGCAGAGCAUCAACCAAGUCAGGUGGAGGAUCAGCUGGAAAAGAAAAUGGAUCAAAUUUAUUCAAGAAGUUAUCAUUGGAGAGAAAUGUUGAAAUUAUACCAGAAAUAGAGCAUAAGAGUGGUGCAGAUAAGGUGAUCACCCAAUUAAAGGAGGAUGGUGCUAAUGGUAUGAGCGAAGAAAAUCCAAGCACCGUUGUAAAUGGUCAACAAAAGCUGCGUAACAGAAAGAAGAGGCACAACGACUCAUUGUCCACUGAUCAUCUUGAAGCCGACCUUAAUCAGAAGCAACAAAAGAAGGCUAAACAGAGUGGAAACGACAUGCUGGAGGAAAACUCUUCAGUCCGCAUUCUUAACAAUGGAAAUUCACGGAUUUCGGAGAAUCCUUCACCUAGCAGUAAUCUUACACCUCCUUGCCAUGGAUAUCAGAAUGCUGCCCAAGAACAAGAAAAUGGGAGUGCUUUCUUGGAAGGUGGACAACCAGCAAAUGAGAUUGCUUCGCUCAAGGAAGGAGACGGAGGUAAUCAUGUCACCAGUGAAGAAGUUGACUCAGAUGACAACAGUGGUGAUGAAGUAGAGGAAGCGAAGUCUUCUAGACUACAUAAGAUCUGGUUUUUCCUCACUACGUGACUUGCUCAAAGAGCACUUGUAUACUAUAUCCUAUUAUUAUUACUCUGACAUGUAUAAUUGAAGAAUGUGCAGGCAGGAUGAUUUCACGGUGGUUUUAUUUCCCCGCUCUUUAUCUGUUUCUUUCUUUUGGUGUAAUUUUCUUUAUCGAAUGCUCAAAUUUUGUAAAUUCGUUUUUAGUGUGCAGAAUUUGGUAAGCUCUUGUCUUCUUCCAGAACUCUUGUAACAGUUAUUGCCUAAUGUUGGGUCGUUUUACAUCAACAAGCUUUUGUUUGCGAGUUUUAACUUCUCGUCUGAUGAUUGUGUUGGCUUUGAUAAGGUUUGUAUUAAUGGCAAGUCAAACUGGACGAGUUUAUUCAA